Molecule: messenger RNA, 1518 nt
Organism: Hevea brasiliensis (rubber tree)
Lineage: Eukaryota; Viridiplantae; Streptophyta; Magnoliopsida; Malpighiales; Euphorbiaceae
Product: ylmG homolog protein 2, chloroplastic
Exons: 3
Coding region: 571-1305 (244 amino acids)
Biological process (GO): chloroplast fission
Cellular component (GO): membrane
Source: RefSeq, a predicted model, not a curated record
CCUCUUCUCACCUCCAGUAAAUGGCGUUUGGCUGGUGUAUUUGGCUUCCGAUCAGUGGUACGCUAGGUUUGAUUCAGAUUUUGGUUGGAGCAUUCGGAUUUUUGUGCUGAUCUGAAGAAGUUUGCUGGUUGUUGGUGAUAUUUUCUCGUUCUUACCAUUAGUUUUUCUACCAAUUUCUGGUUUUCGAUGGUGGUUAGGGGUGCCAUUAGAUGGUUUGGUGGUUUUGAAUUUCUGUGCGCUGUUAUCCAGUGAUUUUGAAUUUGGAGUUUGAGGCUCUUGUAUUGCGCUUCUCCAAACAUAGUGUUAUAAGGGCACGGGACUACUAGGCUUGAUCCAUGAAAAUUUCGGGCCUCAUUGGCUUUUCCCUGCUAAUUAAUAAUUAGCAAUAGUAAUACAGUGGUAGGCAUAUAUUAAACGGUGCGUUUAGCUGUAGCAGAUGGGGGAAAUGAUAGCGUACCACGUGGAAGACACAAUAAAAUCGGGUUCGUUAUCGUUAUCUUCUUUUGUUGAGCUCUGUGUAAGACAGUGCAGGAUACUUUACUGCUAGUCUCUUUGCUUCACUGACCGGGAAUGGCAUCGAGAGAGAACUCCACGAGCACGGUUCCGAGUGUUGCACCUAGCUUUGUCUUGCUCUCAUCGUGGAUUGCUCACAACCCUUUUCUGAGACCUUUGAAGCUGAAUCUCGCAUCUCCAAAUGGUAUGAUACGUGAGCUCCACUUGUCCCUCACUUCGACGGCUGAAAAAUGCUCGAGGUUCCUUCACUUGUUUGCCUCUGAAAAUCCCAUUUUCAAGAGAUUACUCUCUUUCUCUUCCCAUUUUAGGCAUCAUCUUGCCCAGUUUCAAUGCAGGGAUUAUAGGAAUCCAAAUUCUCUGUCCAAUCACACCUUUGCUGCAGUAUUACCGGGAGAUUCAGUGGCAGGGAUUGUGGUAGCUAAUGGCAUUAUCAAUUUUCUGAAUAUAUACAACACGCUGUUGAUUGUAAGGCUGGUUUUGACCUGGUUUCCCAACUCUCCUCCUGCCAUUGUCAGUCCCCUCAGCACUCUGUGUGAUCCCUACUUGAACAUAUUCCGCGGAAUCAUUCCACCACUGGGAGGGACAUUGGAUUUUUCUCCGAUUCUAGCAUUCCUGGUUCUAAAUGCCUUUACUAGUACUGCUGCUGCACUUCCUGCUGAACUUCCAGGAACAGAAGCUUCUCAAGGAAAUUGUCCUCCACAUAGAAGGUUCACUAAUCUCACUACAUCACAGAAUAAAUGGAUGAGAAGGUGUUACGGGAACAAGGCACAGAGCUCCACUGGUGCCAAUUAGGCCAUUAUCAAGAUCGUCCUCUAGGUAUACACUUUUAUUUAUUUUUUGUUUUGGUAUUUGAAUACUGGGUAGUCCUUUUCCGAGUAAUAAUUGACUUCAGCUUGCUGAAUUAUGGGAAUUCUUUUUGCUUGCUCACUCCUCGAGCAGUGAGUUAUUGUAUUUUUAUGAAUAUUGUCGACGUUAGAGCUUGACAGGAUGGUUAGUGGUUUAAAA